Menidia menidia (Atlantic silverside) is the source of this 3543-nucleotide messenger RNA. The record is from the annotation of a GenBank genome assembly. Lineage: Eukaryota; Metazoa; Chordata; Actinopteri; Atheriniformes; Atherinopsidae.
AUGAUUCUGGGGACCCUGAAAGGCAUCGGGAAGCAGCUCCUGCGGGUGAAAGUGGUGGACUGCAGCGAGGACGAUGCGCGUCUGUCCCGGUGCCUGAACACCUUCGACCUGGUGGCCCUGGGGGUGGGCAGCACCCUGGGGGCGGGGGUCUACGUGCUGGCGGGGGCCGUGGCCCGGGACAGCUCCGGGCCCGCCAUCGUCCUGUCCUUCCUCAUCGCCGCGCUGGCCUCCGUGCUGGCCGGCCUGUGCUACGCAGAGUUUGGGGCCCGGGUCCCCAAAACGGGCUCGGCCUACCUCUACAGCUACGUGACGGUCGGGGAGCUGGCGUGGAGCGCCACCUUUGAUGAGCUGAUAGGCGGCCACAUCGAGGAUUUCUGCAGACGAUAUAUGACCAUGAACGCACCAGGAGUCCUGGCGGAGUAUCCGGACAUCUUUGCUGUUCUCAUCAUCAUCACCCUAACAGGAUUGCUUUCUUUUGGGGUGAAAGAGUCAGCCAUGGUGAAUAAGAUCUUUACCUGCAUCAAUGUGCUGGUGCUGGUGUUUGUGAUCAUCUCGGGCUUGGUGAAGGGAACUCUCAAAAACUGGAGUCUGGACCCAGAGGAGAUCUUGAAUGCCACCACAAAUUCUAGCCUCAAUGUGUCUGGUUUCCCUCUGGAGGAAAAGGCUCUUGGCAGAGGCGGCUUCAUGCCUUUCGGCUGGACUGGAGUCCUCUCUGGGGCCGCCACUUGUUUUUAUGCCUUUGUAGGCUUUGACUGCAUCGCCACUACGGGAGAGGAGGUAAAGAACCCGCAGAGGGCCAUCCCCAUCGGCAUAGUGGCUUCCCUCCUCAUCUGUUUCGUGGCUUAUUUUGGAGUGUCUGCGGCCCUCACCAUGAUGAUGCCGUACUACAUGCUGGACAAGAACAGCCCUCUGCCCGUGGCCUUUAAUUACGUGGGCUGGGAGGAGGCCACUUAUGCCGUGGCCAUCGGCUCUUUGUGUGCUUUAUCAACCAGUAUUCUGGGCUCCAUGUUCCCAAUGCCCAGAGUGAUCUGGGCCAUGGCGGAAGAUGGCCUGCUCUUCAAAUGCUUGGCUAAAGUCAGCCCCCGAACCAAAACCCCCGUAACAGCUACCGUAACGGCAGGUGUGGUGGCAGAGUUUGGAUCCCAGUUUCUCCUUGGCUCCAUGUUUCCUCUGCCCCGCAUUAUCUUUGCUAUGGCCCGCGAUGGUCUACUCUUCUCCUUUAUGGCGCGUGUCAGUGAGAGGAAGACGCCCAUCGUCUCCACCAUGGUGGCGGGGUUUUUGUCCGCUGUAAUGGCCUUCCUGUUUAACUUGAAGGACCUGGUUGACCUCAUGUCCAUCGGCACUUUGCUGGCCUACACUCUGGUGGCUGCCUGUGUGCUGGUCCUCCGGUACCAGCCUGAACAGCUCAGAAGGACCUACGAGAUGGCCAACACCCAGGACGAGCCUGACAUCACCGACUCUUACAGCGAGGGGAAUAAUGGGAUCCUACCACAGCCAGAUGACCACUUCACCAUCAGGAACCUCUUUUUCCCUUCCAACACGGAGCCGUCAGCCCUGUCCGGGCUGUCGGUCAACAUCUGCACCAGUCUCCUCGGUGAGGCCCAAAGCUCCGGGAAACCGGAUCAGAGAGGCUGGACGGGCCUGGCUCCUAACCCAGUGGUCUCUUUAUUCCCACCAGGUGUCUUGGUGUGCGUUUUUGGGGUUGUUGCUGUUAAUGGAGGACUGGCCCCCUGGUCUCUGUCCAUCCUCAGUGUCGUCACAGGGGUCUGUUUACUCCUCACUCUGGUUGUCUUCAGACAGCCACAGAGCAAAGCCAAACUAGCCUUUACGGUUCCUCUUCUCCCCUUUGUCCCCGUCAUUAGCAUGUUUGUCAACGUGUACCUGAUGAUGCAGCUCGAUAGAGGAACCUGGAUGCGGUUUGCCAUCUGGAUGGUCAUAGGUUUCGUUAUUUAUUUCGGCUACGGGAUUCGCAACAGCGCCGAGGCGGCUCUGAGCGGCUCUGACACGUACAUCCCAGCGUGCAGGAUAAAAGGAGAACCCAUGACCACCGAGAAGGAGGCCUUCCUGCACGACCUACGGAACUCCACCCAGGAGGAUGAUGAUUUAUAAGAAUGCAUGAGGUUUUUCUUAGCUACCUGAAACACUAACAUCUGUUUCUAUAGAUACACGCACACAUCGUGUUUGUCUGCCACCAAACUUCAGUUUGGUUCCUGCUAAAAGAAUAUGCCAACUUCUUUUUAUUUAUCUAUUAUGUAUUUUGAUGGGUAGAAAUUGUUGCUGCUCAUUGAGCUUUGAAUUAUGAUUUAUGGUUUUUGAGAUGUUUAGUAUUUAGAGAAAAUGGUUUGAGUCUCAAAGGUUCUAGACAGAUGGUGUGUUUACCUCUGAUGUAAACCUUUUGAGGCCGUCACACUGUUUUACUGACAAGGCACAAGUCUGGUUGCUUUACACAUGAAUUAUGAGGUUUAGAAAUACACACGGUGCCAUCAGACAAAUCGCACUGUCACCAGUAUUGUGUGUAGACUUUUUUUUCUUCUUGUUAAGUGACCCGGAGAUGAAACAAGUGCAGUGAGUUUUUACUAAUGGGGAGUUGCUUCUUGCACUUUUUAACUAUGAAAUAAGAAAAGAGAAAAGCUGCUAACGUGAACUGAUUUAUCAGUGCUGUCAGAGCCUGCGUUUUAAGUGCCUAUUUUCCUAAAUGACGUUUUAGAGUCAUCCAACAGUUCUCUUUGCCCUCCCUUUCUCUUUUUAGGGAGCAUUUUGAUAAAUACUGCCUUACUCCAUUUACCAAGAAAAAUAGUACACCAGUAGCAAAAUUGUACCUCAAGCAUGAUUGUGUCAUGUAUGAAUGGAUGAUGUUGAAAAUGAAAGCUGGCAGCUGAAAUCCACAAUGUUACAGGCUGUAAAUGCAGCUAGGUGAAAUAUCCUACCUAAUAACAUUUACCUUUCAUGUCCAACAUGAACUAUAUUGACUUUUUUUAUACAUGAUCCAUGAGAGAAGUUGAUGGUUUAUCGUGGAGUCCAAUCCUGGUAAAAAAAGAAAACACUAAUAGUAUUUAUGCAUUAGAAUGUUGCUCUGCUUAUUUUAAGGUUGUGUAGAUUUUUCUUACACAGAACCGGUCUAUGUGUAAUAUACCAAAAUAUCUUGUAUAUAGAUGCAAUGUGUAUAACUUAGUUUAAGAUUUUUCAGCAUUGUGAAUGUUGCAUUUCUGUUUUGUUUUUUUUGUAAAUGUUGUUUUCAGGAUAUAUCUCGUAAAGAGGUACAUCUUUAAACCAAAUUAAUUACUAUUUCAAUAUUGUUUGUCUUUUUUUAGGCGUCUAUUUGCUUUGAGGCUUGUGUCCCUUUUGUUUGCUGUCUGUCAGAAAUAGGAUCAGGCCUCUAUAAUGCAGUAAAAUCCCACCUGGUUUGCAUAUCUGUGCCCAUUACUGACGGUUUCAUGGGAGUAUUUGCAUGUUGCACAAAUGUGAAGCCGCAAAUGAGCUUUGGUCAGCACAUGUCUUCGUUUUGGAUGUCAAGUUGUAAAUAAAUAAUGUGUUAAAUAAAAA